GGUCACGUGACGUGCGUGGCGACGUGUCGGCCAUCUUGUGUUGUUGAGGCUGAGGAUUGACUUGGGUUCUGAGAGACUCCUGUCCCGGACCGCAGUGUUAAAAAGACCUGAAAACAUUUGCUGAAACCUCUUGCUGUGAGAUAGCAGAACUUUUGAGCAGGUUUCUCCACACAUAAAAAUCUUUUCAAAAAUACGGAGAAGAAUGGCAGCAGAAACACAGACACUAAACUUUGGGCCUGAAUGGCUCCGUGCUCUGUCCAGUGGUGGGAGUAUCACAUCCCCUCCUCUUUCUCCGGCCCUGCCAAAGUAUAAAUUAGCAGAUUAUCGAUAUGGCCGAGAAGAAAUGCUAGCACUUUUCCUUAAAGACUACAAGAUACCUUUUGACCUUCUGGAGAAAGAAUUCCUGCCCAUCCUACAGGAGGAGCCCUUGCCGCCAUUGGCUCUAGUACCCUUUACAGAAGAAGAGCAGAGAAACUUUUCCAUGUCUGUAAAUAGUGCCGCUGUCCUGCGAUUGACAGGACGAGGAGGAGGAGGAGGAACAGUGGUGGGGGCUCCUAGAGGUCGAAGUUCUUCAAGAGGGCGAGGCAGAGGUAGAGGUGAAUGUGGUUUCUACCAAAGAAGUUUUGAUGAAGUAGAGGGUGUGUUUGGGCGAGGAGGUGGCAGGGAAAUGCAUAGAUCACAGAGCUGGGAAGAAAGGGGUGACAGGCGCUUUGAAAAACCAGGAAGAAAAGAUGUAGGGAGACCAAAUUUUGAGGAAAGUGGACCAACGUCUGUAGGGAGAAAGCAUGAAUUUAUACGGUCAGAAAGUGAAAACUGGCGAAUCUUUAGAGAGGAACAAAAUGGAGAAGAUGAAGAUGGAGGUUGGCGGUUAGCUGGAUCAAGAAGGGAUGGAGAGAGAUGGCGACCUCAUAGUCCUGAUGGCCCUCGUUCUACAGGCUGGCGGGAACACAUGGAACGCCGUCGGAGGUUUGAGUUUGAUUUUCGAGACCGAGAUGAUGAGCGUGGUUACCGAAGGGUGCGUUCUGGCAGUGGGAGCAUAGAUGAUGACAGGGAUAGCUUGCCGGAGUGGUGCUUAGAGGAUGCUGAGGAAGAAAUGGGCACAUUUGACUCUUCUGGAGCAUUCCUCUCUCUAAAAAAAGUGCAGAAAGAACCUAUUCCUGAAGAGCAGGAAAUGGACUUUAGGCCUGUGGAGGAGGGAGAGGAGCGCUCUGACUCUGACAGCAGCCAUAACGAAGAGGCCAAAGAACCGGAUAAGACAAACCGAAGAGAGGGGGAGAAAACAGACAGAGCAGGGGCUGAAGCUAGUGAGGAAGUACCUCAGAUGUCAUUGUCAUCUGCUAGACCAGGUACCCCUUCAGAUCAUCAGCCUCAAGAAGCAGCACAGUUUGAGAGGAAAGAUGAACCCAAAGCUGAACAAGUGGAAAAGGCUGAAGAAGAGAAUCCGUCAGAAAAUAGUCUCUCAGCCAAGGUCCCCAGCAGAGGGGAUGAAACGGUGCCUCCCUCCCAGCAACCUUCCACACAGCUUCCUCCAGACACAGCCUCUCCUCUCCUCAUCCUGUCGCCUCCUGGUCCUACUCCUAGUUCUGCCUCACGGCCAGUUGAGACAGCAGCCGUUGAAGCUCCUGGUAUGAGCAGUGUUUCCACAGAGCCAGAUGAUGAAGAGGGCCUCAAACACUUGGAACAGCAAGCUGAGAAGAUGGUGGCUUAUCUCCAAGACAGUGCACUAGAUGACGAAAGAUUGACAUCAAAACUGCAAGAGCACCGAACUAAAGGAGUGUCAAUCCCACUGAUGCAUGAAGCAAUGCAAAAGUGGUAUUACAAAGACCCUCAGGGAGAGAUCCAAGGUCCCUUUAACAAUCAGGAGAUGGCCGAAUGGUUUCAGGCGGGCUAUUUUACUAUGUCUUUGCUGGUGAAGAGAGCAUGUGAUGAAAGCUUCCAGCCCCUUGGUGAUAUCAUGAAAAUGUGGGGAAGGGUUCCUUUCUCUCCAGGCCCAGCUCCCCCUCCUCAUAUGGGAGAAUUGGACCAGGAACGCCUGACCAGACAGCAGGAACUCACUGCCUUAUACCAGAUGCAGCACCUCCAGUACCAGCAGUUCUUAAUCCAACAACAGUAUGCACAGGUUUUGGCUCAACAGCAGCAGAAAGCAGCUUUGUCAUCUCAGCAGCAGCAACAGUUGGCUCUUCUCCUGCAACAGUUCCAGGCUCUGAAGAUGAGAAUGUCUGAUCAGAACAUCAUUCCCUCAGUAACUAGGUCUGUGUCAGUGCCAGAUACUGGCUCUAUCUGGGAGCUUCAGCCAACAACCUCACAGCCUGCAGUUUGGGAAGGUGGUAGUGUAUGGGAUCUUCCCCUGGACACCACAACACCAGGUCCUUCCCUGGAACAGCUUCAGCAGCUAGAGAAGGCCAAAGCUGCAAAGUUAGAACAGGAGAGAAGAGAGGCAGAAAUGAGGGCAAAAAGAGAAGAGGAGGAGCGAAAGAGGCAAGAAGAGCUCCGGAGACAACAGGAGGAAAUCCUUCGGAGGCAGCAGGAGGAAGAACGGAAAAGACGGGAAGAAGAGGAACUUGCUCGAAGGAAGCAGGAGGAGGCUCUGCGGCGCCAACGGGAGCAAGAGAUUGCACUAAGGCGGCAACGAGAAGAGGAGGAAAGACAGCAGCAGGAAGAAGCUCUUAGAAGAUUGGAGGAGCGGAGGAGAGAGGAGGAGGAAAGGCGGAAGCAGGAAGAACUGUUACGCAAGCAGGAAGAGGAGGCUGCCAAAUGGGCCCGGGAAGAGGAAGAAGCCCAGCGCCGACUGGAAGAGAACCGGCUACGCAUGGAGGAGGAGGCUGCCAGACUUCGCCAUGAAGAAGAAGAAAGAAAACGGAAGGAACUGGAGCUGCAGCGACAGAAGGAUCUGAUGCGCCAGAGACAGCAGCAGCAAGAGGCUCUCCGAAGGCUGCAGCAGCAACAGCAGCAGCAACAGCUUGCACAAAUGAAGCUUCCCUCUUCGUCAACGUGGGGUCAGCAGUCUAACACAGCAACAUGUCAGUCCCAGGCCACGCUGUCAUUGGCUGAGAUCCAGAAGCUGGAAGAAGAACGAGAACGCCAGCUUCGAGAAGAGCAAAGACGUCAGCAGAGGGAAUUGAUGAAAGCUCUCCAGCAGCAGCAGCAGCAGCAACAACAACAAAAACUCUCAGGUUGGGGGAAUGUCAGCAAACCUGCAGGUACCACCAAGUCUCUUCUAGAGAUCCAGCAGGAAGAGGCCAGGCAAAUGCAGAAGCAGCAGCAGCAGCAACAACAACAACAGCAGCAACACCAGCAAUCAAACAGAGCCCGGAACAGCACACAUUCCAACCUGCACACCAGCCUUGGGAAUUCUGUAUGGGGCUCUAUAAACACAGGUCCUCCUAACCAGUGGGCGUCUGAGCUAGUCAGUAGUAUCUGGAGUAAUGCAGACACCAAAAACUCCAACAUGGGGUUUUGGGAUGAUGCAGUGAAAGAGGUGGGACCUAGAAAUUCAACAAAUAAAAAUAAAAACAACACCAGUCUCAGUAAAUCUGUAGGUGUGUCUAACCGGCAGAAUAAGAAAGUAGAAGAAGAAGAAAAGUUGCUGAAGCUCUUUCAGGGAGUAAAUAAAGCCCAAGAUGGAUUUACCCAGUGGUGUGAACAGAUGCUUCAUGCCCUUAAUACGGCAAAUAACUUGGAUGUCCCCACGUUUGUUUCUUUCUUGAAAGAAGUGGAGUCUCCUUAUGAAGUCCAUGACUAUACCAGGGCCUAUUUAGGAGAUACUUCUGAGGCCAAGGAGUUUGCCAAGCAGUUCCUUGAACGCCGUGCCAAACAGAAAGCCAACCAGCAGCGUCAGCAGCAGCAACAACAACAGCAACAGCAGCAACAGCAGCAGGACUCCGUCUGGGGGAUGAACCAUAGUACACUCCAUUCGGUAUUUCAGACCAAUCAAAGCAACAACCAACAAUCAAAUUUUGAGACUGUGCAAAGUGGCAAGAAGAAGAAAAAGCAGAAGAUGGUUCGAGCAGAUCCCAGUUUAUUAGGGUUUUCAGUCAAUGCCUCGUCAGAGCGACUGAACAUGGGCGAGAUUGAGACUCUAGAUGACUACUGAGUUCCUGCCGCUGUGCCAGCCUUCCCACUCCUGCCUAGUGACCAUGGUUUCUCCUCAUUGGACACAACAUACGUUCACCAUUUGCUCUGUCACCCUGCAACAAAUCACAGAACCAAUCAUCUCAGGCUUUUUUUUCUAGCCCUUUGUGUCUAAGAUUACUUUAAAUCACUGUUGGUGAGCAUCUCAGGCUGUACCUAAGUGGACCAGACCCUUGUCUCGGGGUGGCAGUUGGGAUUGCUCCCCAGCAGAGCUAAUGUUGUCAGCACACAUUCACUGUGCAUUGACUUCAUCUACUGUCUCCUGGAAGUGUGUUGGAAUCUGCCACUAGCAGAUCACUUUCUCUUGUCACUUUUCUUGUUGUGUUUUGUUCAUUCUCCCCAUCCCUCUAUCCCACCCCAUACAGGCAAAGGGCCUUAACUGGUGCAGUCGUGAAGAGAAUUAAUGGUCAGUAGUCAUUGGCCAGCAACAAAUCACCUCCUGGACAGUCACUUCUCUAUUGCCACCGGCAGGCAGGACUCUGUCUGUAGGUUAUAUGGCCAUUGUUCACAUGGGGCGGGAUAGAUUGGCUUGUUUGAUGUUGCACACCCUCGGUAUGUGUUCUUCAUUAGAUAGUGACUUUCUAAGCAAGCUGUGUUCUUCCCUAACAUAUUCCAACCUUACUACUGGACAAAGGAAACCCUAUGGCCUGGGACAGGGACUUAAUUUUCCUUUCAUAUAAAAACUGAUCUCCCCUCCUCCCAUAAAUAUUUUUACUUCAAAGGACUAGGACCAGUUUGUUUUGGGCCCUUACGUGAAAAUUUGUCUCGUUUAAGAGGCAUCUUUACCAUAUGUAUGAAUUUGUGUAAUUUCAACUCAGAUAAGGAUAAACUUUUGCUUCGGAUAAAAGCUGGGAAUUUCAUCUGUUCCUCAGAGCACCGUGUGCAUGUUUUGCCAUGGCCCUGAAAAGGUCUUGUGCAAAGAUUCUGGGAUGGCAAGUUGUUGGCCUUUUCUGAAAAGAGAAUGUACACAGCCCGACCAUCUUUCAGACCUUCAUCCAUGGAAACCACUAUGCAGGAGGAUGCAGUGGGGUGUGGGGAUGUAGGAGGCCUGCUCCUACACCUCCAUAGCGAGUCCAAGAAUACUCAAGCUCUGUACAAACAGACUCUGAUGCUUCUGCUCCUUGCCCUGUGAACAUCACCCGGGGUCGUUCACCUGGCAACACCGCAGUGGCAGCUGUGGGUCGCUGGGCCUGUACAAGAGGCGCUGUGGUGAGCAGCUCGGCGUCCACGCCUGGACAAGGCUGGAGUUGCUCUCAGAGCAGUUUGGUAUUGAAAGAUUAUAUUUGGUUUCUAUUUUUAUUAUUUUGCAUCACCAUUCUCCCUAUCCCUUCUUGCCUCUCUCCCUCCUAAAUGUGUACAAUAACUAUACAGAGACUGCUACAAACUUGUAAAUAGUUUUUGGAUCAAAUAGCAUAAGGAGACAGGGAACCACUCAAAUGUGAGACCCCUCUCCUGUGCUUUGUAAAUUCAGGGGGGGGAAGAGGGAUAGUUAAAAUGUUUACAAAACUUUAAGCUCCCUCGGAACUUUUGCCAGUCUGGAGGAAAAUAAAAAAAAAUUAAAUAAAA
Messenger RNA from Mus pahari (shrew mouse), 5697 nucleotides. It is a transcript of the gene Gigyf2, whose product is annotated as GRB10 interacting GYF protein 2. The transcript has 29 exons. Gene Ontology annotation, molecular function: protein binding. The record is from RefSeq and is a predicted model, not a curated record. Gene Ontology annotation, biological process: insulin-like growth factor receptor signaling pathway. The coding region runs from base 203 to 4093 and encodes 1296 amino acids. Lineage: Eukaryota; Metazoa; Chordata; Mammalia; Rodentia; Muridae. Gene Ontology annotation, cellular component: membrane; vesicle; proximal dendrite.